Sordaria macrospora k-hell is the source of this 1092-nucleotide messenger RNA. RefSeq lists its product as uncharacterized. The record is from RefSeq and is a predicted model, not a curated record. Lineage: Eukaryota; Fungi; Ascomycota; Sordariomycetes; Sordariales; Sordariaceae.
AUGGUCCAAAGAGUCACUGGGUUGGCCCCGCACCGUCGUGUUCAGAAGGCACUGGUGGGAUACUUGAUAAUGAUCAGCUCAGCAGCCGGCCAGACAACUACCUUUGACCCUGCGUUCCAGGGCAUCUACUUUGCCGAAAACCGUGAUAGAAACCCCGACUGCAACUUCUUCACGGAAUGUGUUGGCAACACGCUGUCUCUGAGGUAUGGUGGUGGCACUUCAGUAUGUCCUUCUGACUAUCCGAACUGCGUCACCGUUACCAUUUUCGACAAAUUCCCCGAAGCAACUACCAAAUGGAGAGAAAUAGGUUGCGGAGUCACAGGUUACGCCGUUCACUCGUUAUACCGCGAGAUAGCUACGUCAACUAGCUCAGCCAGCUCAACCUCCAGCACGACUUCCAGCACGACUUCCAGCACUCCACAACCGCCCACUCCAGCGUCCUCGGCCUCCAUCACGGAGCCGUCAAUCACAUCCUCCGCGGCCACGACAGCUACCGCUACCGCUACCGCAGACCCACAGCCUUCUACUCCCUCACAAUCCAAAGCCUGGAUGGCUGGAACCAUCGUCGGAGCCAUGGCCGUCUUGCUGUUAUGCGGCGGUUUAUUUGCUUUGUGGUGGCGGCGGAAGAAUCAGAAGGAACAUGCAAGGCUCGAAAAAGACAGCUUGAACGUAAAGAGCGACGAUAUGACACCCAGCGGAAGUCCGACCACGAUGGUCCAGACAAGAUACGAAGGGGACCAUAUGGAGGAACAAGGUCAGAUGGGCAACCCAUUGCCUGAGCUUUAUACACCACAUCCGCUAUCACCGUCGACUCUAUACUCGUCGUACUAUCCGCCUUCGACUCCAUCGCAAUACGGCCCAUACCCCUAUCACUCGGUGCUUUCGGGACCUGGAACCCCAUCGACUAUGUCCGGCUGGCAAGGGCACGGCCUAUCACCACCGCCGGCGGUUUUGGAGCUGCACUCGGAGAGUUCAGCGAAUGCGGCGAUGCGGUAUCAGAAUGGUUCACGGGUUAUUGCGGAGAUACCGACUCCUGAUCAACGGGCUAUGGAGAGGCAGGCGAAGCAGGAUAUUACUGUUGAGGCCCCGUGA